Ahaetulla prasina is the source of this 1584-nucleotide messenger RNA. RefSeq names its product transmembrane p24 trafficking protein 4 (gene TMED4). The record is from RefSeq and is a predicted model, not a curated record. Gene Ontology annotation, biological process: intracellular protein transport; endoplasmic reticulum to Golgi vesicle-mediated transport; Golgi organization. Lineage: Eukaryota; Metazoa; Chordata; Lepidosauria; Squamata; Colubridae. Gene Ontology annotation, cellular component: COPII-coated ER to Golgi transport vesicle; Golgi apparatus; endoplasmic reticulum. The coding region runs from base 25 to 687 and encodes 220 amino acids. The transcript is spliced from 5 exons.
CGCGCCCGGGGGGCGGCGGGGGCCAUGGCUGCCGGGCGGUUCGUGGCGCUGCUGUGGGCGCUGCUGCUGGGCGGCCGUUGCGCGCGGGGCCUCUACUUCCACAUCGGGGAGACGGAGAAGCGCUGCUUCAUCGAGGAGAUCCCGGACGAGACGAUGGUCAUCGGCAACUACCGGACGCAGCUGUGGGACAAGCAGGCCGAGGCCUUCCUGCCCUCCACGCCGGGGCUGGGCAUGUUCGUGGAGGUCCGGGACCCGGACGCCAAGGUCAUCCUCUCGCGGCAAUACGGCUCGGAGGGCCGCUUCACCUUCACCUCGCACACGCCCGGGGAGCACCAGAUCUGCCUGCACUCCAACUCCACCCGCCUGGCGCUCUUCGCGGGGGGAAAGCUGCGGGUGCACCUGGACAUCCAGGUAGGGGAGCACGCCAAUAACUACCCGGAGAUCGCCGCCAAGGACAAGCUGACAGAGCUGCAGCUGCGAGCCAGGCAGCUGCUGGAUCAGGUGGAGCAGAUCCAGAAGGAGCAGAACUACCAAAGGUUCCGAGAGGAGAGGUUCCGCAUGACCAGUGAGAGCACCAACCAGCGGGUGCUGUGGUGGUCCAUCGCGCAGACGGUCAUCCUCCUCCUUACAGGCAUUUGGCAAAUGAGGCACCUCAAGAGUUUCUUUGAAGCCAAAAAACUGGUUUAAUGUCUUCAGCCUCACCUAGGUCAUCAUUCACCAAUGCUCCAUUGUUGCUUUCCACUGAGUAAAUCUUGAUUUUUUUUUAAAGUACUAAACUGAGAAAGAAGCACAGCAGACAAUGUCCCUGCCCCAAUUAAAUACAUCUACGAAAACAUCUCAAACCUUACCAUAUUUUUGUGCUUUGAAGCAUGUGAAACUACCGGUAAGGAUAGCUUGCCUCGGUUAUCAAGCUUUCCUGGAACGUUCUAAGAAGCUGCUUUAUAAAAGACUGAGAGAGGGUUCCCUCCGUUACUUUUGUAAUAGCUGCAGUUUGCCUAAAAGAUUGUCUUCUAAAGUCCCCUGUAACUCUAAAACUAUUUGACAGAAUACAAUUGGAGGGAAAAACAGAUUGACAUCAGAACUGUGUAGCACUCCUGCCUUGUUCAAAUAUCAUUGAUCUAAAUAUUGUUUAGCAUUUCAGUGGUGAUCAAGCGGCCAAGGGAUUGAAGGAUUUCUUGCAGCAUUUUCUCCUUUUUUGUAGUUCUCGGUUCUCUAAGCACAGGAUUGGUCUUGGCUGGAGAGUCAAUGGAAACGAGGGAGCAGUAGAAGUUUCCUCCAAGUUUGUUGUAAAGGUCGAAUAAAGAAGCCCCUUAAAUUUGUAAAUAGUGUGACUUAGAGCUACUCUCAGAUGGAGAUAUUCCUUGAAGAGCAUAGUGGUGUUAUCUCUUCUUUCUGUAAUUUGGAAAUAGAAUCUGUAAAUAAUCCAGCUACUGAACAACCCAGUGCUGCAGUUUGGUAGCAGAAUUGGACCUCUAAAGUAGUGGGACUGAAAAUAGGCAUUUUUUUCCUUCACUGCUUGCCUGGGCAAGUUUGUCAUGAGAUCUGUUUGUUACACAUUUGGAUUGAAAUAAAGUUUUUUUUGAA